Messenger RNA from Scylla paramamosain (green mud crab), 1446 nucleotides. RefSeq lists its product as uncharacterized. The transcript has 2 exons. Gene Ontology annotation, molecular function: protein binding. The record is from RefSeq and is a predicted model, not a curated record. The coding region runs from base 357 to 1397 and encodes 346 amino acids. NCBI's taxonomy places the organism in Eukaryota, Metazoa, Arthropoda, Malacostraca, Decapoda, Portunidae.
UACUCCUGAGUCAGGCCUUUGGAUCGGCAACUCCUGUAGAAGGGGGAAAAAAAAAGAAACGAACAGCAUCCUCUAUCCUGUACCAUCAAGAUCAAGAUCAAGAUGUACCAUCAAGAUCAAGAUCAAAACUGAGUAAACAAGAACCGAGUGAAGCGAGUACUACUUUAACUGAAACUCACAUCUCUAGAGACUGGUCUUUCUUUUUCCAAGAAAAGCAGCAACAAUCGCUGUCAAGCGGGCGCCGAUACAAAACAAGGCAUAUCCAACAACUACCAGACAACGGCGGGUCACUCGUCUGCUUGCAGAACUUCCUACUUUACUGUGAAUUGCUGGCGUUGCUCAAGUGUUGCUACAGAAUGGAAUUUGCUGAGUUUGAUGAUGACCUCUUUGAGGAGAAGCCAACCCGGGACAGUGUGGCCGAGGAUUACCAAGCUCGGAUGUGUGAGGCGGGAUGGUUCAUGCAGGUGGAACCUGGCCAGCUAGUCUCCCAGGAGGAUGAAUUGGGUGUUCAGAAGUUUGCAGCAGAAUAUCUCUUCUUAGGCAAGUCAUAUAAUGCUGCAAUAGCUAAAUAUGAAGAAAUACUAAGGAUUUUACCAGAGAGUAGUACCACCAUUAAAAGAGAAUGUCAAGAGAACUUGGCUAGGUGCCAUGUAAAGGCAGGCACUGCAGACAAGGCAGUAGUGCUUGCAGAAAGGUUACACUCAACAUCUAGGACUCUUGAUCAAUUUACUGUGAGUUAUUCUCUACUUCUGGAUGUGUACCUGGCAGUAGGCAGACAUGAUGAUGCUCUUACAGCAGCCCAACACCUAGUAUCACUUCACCCUGAUAACAGUCACUUAUGGAUGAAACUUGCCUUAACUUACGCCUUUUUGAAAAAAAUUAUUCUUCCUAACGUUAAAGAGUUGAUGCGUGCUCAUCUACCUGGAUCAAAAAAGGCCAUCCAUUGUGUUAAUUCACCGUCAUCAUCAGAGCCACUUCAGUUUACAGAAAAUGUACCAGAAUGCUCAGACAAUUCUCAUAAGACUGAAUUGCCUGACAUUCAUGAAGUUGAAGAAAAGAAAAACACCAGAAAAGAUGUUUUGAUUGUAGCUGCAUGUCUUCAGAGGGCAUUUUAUAUCUUAGUCAAGACAGAAGGCACCGCUGUAGGCUUUGCUGUGACACAGACCAGAACAUUUAAAGAAAAAUUAUUGGGUGACUUAAAGUUACUGUUGGAUGAUUGCUCAUUGAAAGAAUUGAGAAAAAAUGUGCAUCAGAAUGAUAAAAUGGAAAUGAACCUCUGCCCAUCAGAGUCAGAUUCAAUUCAAGAAAAUACAAAGAGUAGAACUGAUGAUGAAGACCAGGAAGUAAGUGUUUCUCAGGAAAGCUUUGAAGAAAAGUGGUUCAAGUGGAUAUUAUAAUUAAUAUUGUUUUGCUUCAGUUUAUGAAUAUAAUCAGAACAUGCAUUGA